Molecule: messenger RNA, 2023 nt
Organism: Heteronotia binoei (common prickly gecko)
Lineage: Eukaryota; Metazoa; Chordata; Lepidosauria; Squamata; Gekkonidae
Gene: NUSAP1
Product: nucleolar and spindle associated protein 1
Exons: 12
Coding region: 238-1668 (476 amino acids)
Biological process (GO): mitotic chromosome condensation; establishment of mitotic spindle localization; mitotic cytokinesis
Cellular component (GO): nucleolus; microtubule; mitotic spindle
Molecular function (GO): microtubule binding
Source: RefSeq, a predicted model, not a curated record
GUUUACACCCGAAUUGGGGAACCAAAGGCACUGGACUUUUAAAAACAAACAGCUAAAUCCUGUGUUUCUAUUGGCCGUGGCUCUCUUCCUCGCAUCAACAGUAGGCAGGACCCUAAACCGAAAGGCGGUUUUGGAGAAAAGAGGGCGGAGCAAACAGUGCGCGCGCGAGAAUUUGAAGUGCGGCGGUUGAGGGCGAGGGUCGUUUUGUUUUUUAAGGCGGCGUUGUGAGAUUCAGCUAUGGAGAUUUAUCUGGAACAGUUGGAAACACUCAAAUACAGCGAGCUUCAGCGCCUGGCCAAAGGAGCAGGAUUGAGAGCUAACGUCAAGGCAGACAAGCUGUUAAAAGCAUUGAAGCAUCACUUUUAUGAAAUACAAGAACAUGAAAAAAUAGUCAGCGAAAGAGACUCCUUCUCUUCUGUGGAUACUAAGGCACUUGAUGGCAGUCAAAUACCUUUAAAUGUGUCCUUUGCCAUCCAGAGGUAUAGAAAAAAGAAGGAAGAUGAUGAUGAUCUGGGAAAUCCAGAAGGAAAAACUGUUCAUGAAGAAAAUAAAGAACUCUGUCCAGAGAAAGAGGUUUUUUCUGAGCUGAAAGGAAGAGAAGAGCCACAGAAUAGUGGACCUGAAAGGACAGUGAAGAUGAACCAAUCUGAGUAUUUGACAAGCAGUGGAAUCACAAAGAAUGUAGCCACUCCAAGUCAAUGCAAAAAGCGGAUUUCUACUAAAUGCAAAAGACUUGAAAGAAGGACUCUAGUAGACCCUCUUUCUGGAAAGAAACCUGAAUACACAACUAGUCUGUCCAAAUCUGGGAGAACAGGAUUUGCUUCUAGUACUCCAAACUUCAAGAAACUGCAUGAGGCUCAGUUCAAGAAAAUGGAAUCUAUUGAUGAUUACAUUGAAAGGAAAACAGUGAUUAAAAACUUCAGUAAUUCAGUUAAUAAGGUCAAGAAGCAGGCUAAGAAAAACAACCAUCUGAAGACUUCUCGGAAAGUCACUCCAAACAGUAACUCCAAGACAUGUUCCAGUGUCACAGAGUUUUUAUUAAGCCCUCAUCCCCAUGGGAACAAUCGUGUGGCUACAUGUACCCCUGCAAGCCUGCGGCGCUCACCACACAGUUCUGUAAGCAACGGAAAUAAGAGUAUUUUAACACGGAAAUCAGCAUUCAAUUCUACCAGUCUCUCUGCAAUCAAAAUGAAUGUCAGAUUUUCAGAAGCCACCAAGGAUAAUGAACACAAGCGCUCUCUUAUCAAGACACCAUCUAGAAAAUCUCCAUUCCUGAACACCUGCACCCCAGAUGGCCAGAAGAGCAGUAUAUCUGUUUCUAGGAAGGACUUUGGGGGAAGCACAACAAAAUGUCAGUUAAUAAAAAGCUCAAACUCUGCUGUUAUCUUCAAGUUUGAAGGGCCAGCAGUAGAACCUUCAAGCACCAAAAAGCCAGCAUUUGACCUCAAAGCUAGUCUGUCAAGGCCACUUGGUUAUCAGCCUCACAAAGGAAAACUGAAACCUUGGGGUAAAUCAAAGGAAAACAUCCAGAGUGUACACUCCCACAAGAAAGAUUAUAAACAGCCAGUUCCCGCAACCCGAGAGGAGAGGAGACAAAGACAUGAAGAAGGGAGAAAACUGAGAAAAGACAAGGCAGUUGGAAUCCGUAGAGGAUUGACUCUUGUUUAGGACUACCCCUCAAGUUGCUCUGUAAAUAAUAUUCUACAUGCAAAAUUACUUCAUCCUUUGUAAAUAUUUCUUUCUUCCCUAUUCAGUGACUUACCUAAGACUGUCUGUUGGCUUUAACACUGUUUUAGUUAUUUUAGCUAUUGAGACUCACGAUCUUGAAAGGCUGUAAGCAACGAAGUGCAACUAUUGCACUGUAAUUUUUUUUAAUGUUUUAUCAAACUGCUCUAGACUGGAUGAAAAUCAACAGCUUUCUGUGAAAUGUUCUUUUUAUUGUACUUGAUGGUGCAGACAAAAUACAAAUGUUUUUAUAUGCAUGGCUAACUUGAGAGAAAAUAAAUGUUCGGCAAUUAUAACA